Molecule: messenger RNA, 1608 nt
Organism: Kuraishia capsulata CBS 1993
Lineage: Eukaryota; Fungi; Ascomycota; Pichiomycetes; Pichiales; Pichiaceae
Exons: 2
Coding region: 1-1608 (535 amino acids)
Biological process (GO): transmembrane transport
Molecular function (GO): transmembrane transporter activity
Source: RefSeq, a predicted model, not a curated record
AUGAUAUACGACACCGAGAAAAUACCGGGCACUGUUCACCUCGUUGACAACAAUGGUGAUAUGCAUGCCGAACACUCGGAAGGAGCUAAAGAUGUGGUGUUAGUCCCAACUCCAACUGACGAUCCAGAUGAUCCACUAAACUGGUCUUUCAGAAGGAAGAUGCUGUGUAUGUUUUGUCUGAUUCUCUACAACUUGGCCAUUGGUAUUCCAGCUUCCGCUAUCUACUCCGUUCUGACUCCAAUCAUCGAAAACACCAAUCUGACUCUCUCCAACCUCAACAAUGGUACGGGUGUCAUGUUUCUGUUCUUUGGAUGGGGUUGUCUUCUCUGGCAGCCCAUGGCUCAGCAGUACGGAAAAAGGCCUGUCUACAUAUUUUCCGUGUUUGUGUAUAUCUUUUUGAUGGUAUGGGCACCUUAUACCACUUCUUCAGGAGAAUGGAUUGCUUCCAAAUUAUUACAAGGAUUCUUUGGUGCUCCAGCGGAAUCACUGGGUGAGAUCACCAUUGCUGAUAUUUGGUUUGAACAUGAACGUGGAAGAUGGAUGUCUGUUUAUGCUCUUUCUCUCUUCGUUUCCAAUUCCAUUGCUCCAUUAGUUGCCGGUUUCAUCUCCGAUGGCCAAAGCUGGAAAUGGGUGUGUUUUUGGUGUUCUAUUUUUGACGCUGCUGCUGUGAUUUUUCUUUUCUUCUUCUUCGAAGAGACCAACUAUAUCCGUCAGCACAUAUCACCAGAUGAUGAGAUUGAAGAGGCGCCAAUGGAGAAACAAGCUGGCAUUGUUACUGUGGAACAAUCAGAUUCAAACCCUGAGCCAGUUAAACGUUUCAUUGACAUGACUAAGCCAAAGAAGACCUACAUGCAGAAGUUGAAGUUCUUUGACAAGCCCCGCCCGUUUGUAAUUCACAAGCUUAUGUGGCGUUCGCUUACUAUGUUUAGAUUUCCCGGUGUAUGCUGGGCCGGAUUCUACUACGGCUUGUCAGUGGUUUGGAACAACAUCCUUAAUGGUACCUCGUCUACAGUCUUAUCUGCUGCACCAUACAAUUUCUCUGCCUCCAUGGUCGGUCUGACUUACAUUGCUCCUAUCGUGGGCAAUGUAAUUUUCACUUACUGCAGUGGUAACCUUGGUGAUAGACUCAGACUCUAUAUUGCUAGAAGGAGAAACGGAAUUUCUGAGCCAGAGGAUCGGUUGUGGACAGCUAUCAUCUAUUUGAUGGUGUGUCCUGGUGGAUUUAUUUUGUGGGGUGUUGGUGCCUGGGCAGGCAUUCCAUGGAUUGGAAUAGUGAUUGGAAUGGGUAUUGUUAGUGGCUCUGGUAUUAUGGGUUGUCACUGUGGUGUCAACUAUGUAUUGGAGUCUUACGGUGAACUUGGUUCCUGUGCUCUGGUUCCUGUCAUUAUUAUCAGAAACACCAUGAGUUUUGGAGUUAGUUGGGGAAUCACACCAUGGUUUGAAAAUCAAGGUUUGAAGAAGAUGUAUAUUGCAGCUUGCUUCAUUUCGCUCGCUGGAAUUGCGACCUUUAUUCCAAUGCUUUACUAUGGAAAGAAAACUAGAGUUGCUACCAAGCAUGCCUACUGGAAGUAUGUUCAAGAAGCUUCGGAUCUUGGUUUGCCUCACUAA